Molecule: messenger RNA, 1149 nt
Organism: Fusarium pseudograminearum CS3096
Lineage: Eukaryota; Fungi; Ascomycota; Sordariomycetes; Hypocreales; Nectriaceae
Exons: 3
Coding region: 1-1149 (382 amino acids)
Source: RefSeq, a predicted model, not a curated record
AUGUCGGCGGUGCAGAUGGGUCCCGUGGACUCCUCAGUCCAGGUUCCUAUGCCAAUAUUGGGCUUUGUCAAAGCUGAACUCGCCAUCAACUGUUUCAUUGUGCUUUUGGUCCUCGCUGUUGUCGGAUUGCGGGUUGUUGGACGACUGGCCGGACCCGGUCUUGGAUGGGACGAUGGUUUUGUCAUCUUCGCAACGCCUCUUGGUGUGGCAAUGCUUUGCUGUCAAGGACUCUUCGCGCCUGCUGGAAACGGAUACUCACUACCAGAAAAUCCCGAACUCAUCGCAAACGUUCCAUUCAUCCUCAAGUUGACAUUCUGCAUGCAAGUCAUCUAUGUCACCCUCCUCGCCGCCGUCAAAGCAAGCAUGCUUUCCUUCUUCAUCCGCGUCUUUCCUACACCUUUCAUGCAAAAGGCUUCCAAGGCCGCUCUCGGCUUUGUUGCCAUGUGGCUUAUUGCCUUCCUCGGAUCCUGCAUCUUCCUGUGUAUCCCAGUUCAGAACCAAUGGGAGUCCCCAUUGCAGUGCCAAGGAGCAUACAUGCCAAUGAUUCAGUCGCUGAUUACUACCAAUGCUGUUGGAGAUUUGAUCAUCAUGGCCCUUCCCAUGCACAGUGUUUGGGGCUUGAAGACAAGACGUGCUGAGAAGAUCGGUAUCACCUCUUGCUUCGCUCUCGGUCUUGCAUGUGUUGUGUGCGCCGUCUUCCGACUGAUCUAUAUCUCUACCGUCGAUCUCAACACCAAUAUUACAGGCACCAUGCCUACUACCGUCUUCCUCUUUAUCCUCGAGCCCAAUCUGGCCAUCCUCUGUGUCAGCAUUCCCAUGCUGCGACCUUUUUACGCCAAAUACAAGAAGCGAAUGGGCGGAUCCCGACUCGACGAAUAUUCCAACUCGAGGAGCACCGGAUUUCGAGACAUGAGCCGAACAGGGGCUAGCAGUGCUGUCGCCCCUGAAGCCGUUCGCGACCCCAACCUAUCAACAUGGGAAAUGGACGACUACCGUCCGCAGGACAAGAUCCAGCACGGAUACAGUGUCUCAGGAUUCCCCGACGAGUCAGGAUCAGAGAAGAACCUGACUGUCGGUUCAUCCGAGGCUCCAAAGGGCGAGAUCAGCGUCGAGACUAAGUGGACGGUGACGCACUCCACCCGCAAAUAG